UCUCCAAGUAUUCAGACAAUUGUGAGCUUCAUUGACCACGUUGUUGUUUAAAGUGGUCCCUAGAAACGAAGAUUUUCUAUACCUUGGAUUAUAGAUUAACCCAUAAAUUAUGGAACAAUGGAUGAAAAUCUCACUACUUCUCUGCCUCUUCGGUUUCCUCAAAGAAAUGCGCCCCUCGGAACCAUUCUACUACGAAUUUCUAAUCGGUCCUACGAAAGAUCUAACAGAAGAUCAAAUACUCAAAGAAGCUUAUCCCCUAGGAACCUACAGCAACUUAGUUUGCUUAGUAAUAUUAUUUUUGAUAACAGACAUAUGCAGAUACAAACCUUUAAUCAUACUCCUCGGAUUAUCAGGAAUAGUCCUUUGGUCUCUGCUCGUAUGGACUCAUGACUUUGCCGGACUUAUGAUUCUGGAAACAAUAUAUGGGCUAUUUCGUGCCUCAGAAGUCGCUUAUUAUUCAUAUAUUUAUGCAAAAGUGGAUAAGGAGCACUACCAAAAGGUAACUUCUCAUACAAGAGGAGCCAUUCUGGCCGGUCGCUCGAUGUCUGGAGUCGUAGGACAGGUGGUUAUUUCCACGAACGUCUUAGAUUAUGAGCAACUAAACUACAUAUCCUUGGCAAGUGUUAGUGCUGCAACAAUAUGGGCUUUUUUCCUCCCGCCUGUCAGCCAAAGCCUCUACUUUCAUUCCGAUGAUUCCAAAAAGCAGCCACUUUCCAAAAAGACCAAGUCAGCUUUUAAGUUAAUGCGUACUCACUUUAUUAACGCCUUUACUAACAUGAACGUGUUGAAAUGGUCAGUUUGGUGGGCCCUUUCCACUUGCGGCUACGUUCAGGUGGAAGCUUAUCUUCAGCCCCUCUACGAGACUAUCCAAGCAGACGACUCCAACAUCUACAACGGCGCGGUUGAAGCCAUAAUAACCCUUCUCGGUUUUCUGGCGGCCCUUCUAGCCGGCUAUCUCAAAUUCGAUUGGGAGAUCAAAGGUGAACUCACCCUUGGAAUUUUUUCGUUGAUUCAGGGUGCACUGGUUGUUGUCGUUUCACAAACUGAGUACUUGUUUUUGUGCUACGGCUUCUACAUAGUGUUUGGUAUUUUGUAUCAUUUUAUGAUAACGAUUGCCAGUGCUGAAAUCGCGAAACGGAUAGACGAAGACAGUUAUGGGUUGAUUUUUGGUAUUAACAUGUUUGUGUCUUUGGUUUUUAAUUCGAUUUUGACGGAAGUUGUGGCUACUGAAGGUAUCGGAUUCGCGUUGGAACCGCGAGGACAGUAUGUGGUGUAUGGAGGAUACCAUUUGGCGAUUUCGUUGGUUUUUAUGGCGAUGGGUAUAAGGACUUGUGUGGUGGGCAGGAAGACGAAAGCAGUUGCUAGUGGUGACGGCGAGAAAAGAAAAAGUAUUCUGCCGUCCUAAGCAAGAAAGUCGUAGUUGGGUUAUUAGCAUUUUUAUAAAAUUACUUAACCCAACAUUUUUUUAAAUAUGUAUAUAUUGUUGAA
Molecule: messenger RNA, 1488 nt
Organism: Zophobas morio
Lineage: Eukaryota; Metazoa; Arthropoda; Insecta; Coleoptera; Tenebrionidae
Product: thiamine transporter 1-like
Exons: 4
Coding region: 110-1405 (431 amino acids)
Biological process (GO): transmembrane transport; vitamin transport
Cellular component (GO): plasma membrane
Molecular function (GO): vitamin transmembrane transporter activity
Source: RefSeq, a predicted model, not a curated record